Messenger RNA from Protopterus annectens (West African lungfish), 5376 nucleotides. Its product is annotated as cAMP-dependent protein kinase catalytic subunit alpha. The transcript is spliced from 10 exons. The record is from RefSeq and is a predicted model, not a curated record. Gene Ontology annotation, cellular component: cAMP-dependent protein kinase complex; nucleus. Gene Ontology annotation, molecular function: cAMP-dependent protein kinase activity; protein kinase A regulatory subunit binding; ATP binding. The coding region runs from base 1051 to 2262 and encodes 403 amino acids. Gene Ontology annotation, biological process: peptidyl-serine phosphorylation. NCBI's taxonomy places the organism in Eukaryota, Metazoa, Chordata, Ceratodontiformes, Protopteridae.
UUACAUCCGAAUCCCUUUGUUUUUAUUUUGAGGAGGCAGAAAUACUGUAUGGAUGGAAUUGGCAAGAGUGCAGUGUAGUGUACCUGCAUUUUCUGAUGUUCACAUGCAUCUCGACUUACAUCUUCUGUUGUUCAAAAAGAAAACUUGUGGAAUGUUGAUUUAUUAGUGGAUUACUCUUACUUUGCUGUACCUGUACCCCAGCCUCCCCAGAGGUUAGACGGCGGAUUAGUUUAUACAGAGCAGCUGAGCACUGCAGACUGCUUUCAUGGCAAAAACAACAUUAAUGAUAAUACAACUGAGCUAUUAAAAACGCAUGACAUAUGCGCUGUUUCAGAGAGUACCCUUCCUCCUCUCAUUUCUUGGAGUGAUAGCAAAACUAAAUAUAUUUCCUGUGCUGGAUGUACUUCUGAAGAAUUUUUGUUGCCAAACAUAACUCGUUAUUGUACAAAGAGAAAUUCGGAUCUGGACUAACAUUGAAUCUGUUGGUAUUAUAUCUAGUUACUUGCUUUCUUGUUGUUGUCACGUAAUUGGUGCUUCCAAGCUCUCUCAGCUAUCACGGGCCGUUGUUUUUCUGCUGGCAUUUGUUCUUUGUUUUGCUGCCUUACUUGUGCAGAUAUGUCUGUGCAACUGGCGUAGGGUGAUAGAUAUCACUGCUGUUUGCAAUUGUUUCUUUGGAAAAAUGUUUCUCAGUGUUGCCAGUGUGAAGGAAGCUAACUGUUAGUGUGCCAUUUGUGGUGGUGUCAAAAAUACUGACAAAACCUAAGCUGGCAAGUUAAUGGCUCUGGCAAUCAUGGUGCUUUAAGUGCAGUUGGAGGUUUGCAGACAAGUUUAGCUCAUAGUCUGUGAUGGUCCUGUACUGGAACUGAAACAAUUCUUGGCUCAACUUAUUCUCAGUAAGAAUAAUGCUGUCUUGCUGCAUUCUGUGGAUUAAGUUCAGGCUGCUUAUUUUUAAUAUUUGCGCUGUUUUCUGAAGGUUGCAGAAUACUACUAUUGAACAAGCUUUUUUGGGGGAGGAAGAAGAGUGUCUGGAUUUUGUUCUGAAGUUGAAACAUGAGUCGAGGACUCAAGGUAACUUGCCAGAACCCAAUAGAGCAUAAAGGAUCUAAAAUGACCUCCGCAUUUCAGAAGCUAGAAAACUUUGCUGUACGCAUCUUUUCUCGAGGAUCCCGGGGAGCUACUUUAGAUGGGGAGGGAGGAGAUGGUGUAGUCUUUACCUGUGAGUCAGAGUAUUGCAUCGCUUGGAAUGAACAGAUGAAGGAGUUUCUAGCAAAGGCCAAAGAAGAUUUCUUAAAGAAAUGGGAAAAUCCUGCACAGAAUACCGCCAGCCUGGAUCAGUUUGAAAGGCUGAAAACAUUGGGGACAGGUUCCUUUGGUAGGGUGAUGUUAGUCCGACAUAAGGAAAAUGGACAGCACUACGCCAUGAAAAUCCUUGACAAACAGAAGGUUGUCAAGCUGAAACAAAUUGAGCACACACUGAAUGAGAAGAGAAUUCUCCAGGCUGUCAACUUUCCCUUUCUUGUCAAGCUAGAAUAUUCCUUCAAGGACAAUUCAAAUUUAUACAUGGUUAUGGAGUAUGUACCGGGUGGUGAGAUGUUCUCCCAUUUACGGAGGAUUGGGCGAUUUAGUGAGCCUCAUGCACGGUUUUAUGCAGCACAGAUUGUCCUGACUUUUGAGUACUUGCACUCCUUAGACCUAAUCUAUCGGGACCUGAAGCCAGAGAAUCUGCUGAUAGACCAGCAAGGAUACAUUCAGGUGACAGAUUUCGGUUUUGCCAAGAGAGUGAAAGGGCGGACUUGGACAUUGUGUGGAACCCCGGAAUACCUUGCACCUGAGAUCAUCCUCAGUAAAGGUUACAACAAGGCUGUCGACUGGUGGGCAUUAGGUGUACUAAUCUAUGAAAUGGCAGCAGGUUACCCACCUUUCUUUGCAGACCAGCCAAUACAGAUCUAUGAAAAAAUUGUUUCUGGGAAGGUUCGGUUCCCAUCCCAUUUUAGCUCUGAUCUAAAAGAUUUACUUCGUAACCUUCUGCAGGUGGAUCUUACCAAGCGAUUUGGCAAUCUUAAAAAUGGUGUCAUCGACAUCAAAAACCAUAAGUGGUUUGCCACAACUGAUUGGAUUGCCAUUUAUCAGAGAAAGGUGGAAGCCCCUUUUAUACCAAAGUGCAGAGGUCCUGGUGACACCAGCAACUUUGACGAUUAUGAGGAAGAAGAAAUCCGCAUCUCAGUUACAGAGAAAUGCGCCAAGGAGUUUGCUGAAUUUUAGAAAACUGAAGGAGCACGUGAGAAAGAGACAGCUUGAUUGGGAGGGGGGAGAUCCUUUGUGUUCUCUGUGGAAAGGAAACGUGCAGACAGACUGGCUGGGAGCAGAGUCCAUGCCGCUGCUUCAACCAGGCCCACGCAUUCCAUCUGAUGGCGCAGCCUCUUGCCACGAAUGGCAAGUGACAAAUAAAAUGGACUCUAGAGUACCCCCUCCCUUGCACCCUUAUUCACCUAGACAGGACCUUGCACCCUUUCCACCAUCACCUCCUUUUUCCCCAGUGCAUAACCAGUGGUGUCAAGUAUAGAAUGACUUGAACUACUGGACCAGAGGUUGGGAGGAGGGGGAGGGGUGGCUGAAGCCACUGAACGAACUUGCAAAAUAUGCUUUCUAUCUCUGCUUUCUCGUUCAGUAGCAAGAGAUGGACAUACGCCCCCUCCCUUCCUCUAGCAGGGGGCAGGUACUGCUGCGGAAGCUUCAUUAAUAUGCAGAUAAGACUGAUCUAAUUGGUAUCUCUUGGAUUCACCAGUAUGGGGCAGUUAAGAACAAAAAAAAAUCUCCACAGGCACAAUUUGUCAAAAAAUGAAAAAUAAAAUUGUGAUCAGUGGUCCCCUGAAAAUUCUCAGCUGGGUACUGGAAAUUAAUUUGUUUUAAGUGAACAAUUGGCUGUGUCGAGUUUGUACAUUUGUCUAACAAUAAUGUCAUUUGUAACUUCCAAGACAGUGGUUUUGGAGAAGCAGAUAACCAGUUAAUGAGAAGAUGAUUUACCCUUGGGAGCCAAUGAGAUCUCAGGGUUUUUAACAUUGAUAAACCUCCUGCAGCCAUGUGCAGUGCCCCAAAAUGUGGUCAUAUGUGCUUUCCUGUUUGGUUUUUUUUGUUUUUUUUUUUAACUGAGUCCUGUCUGUUUCUUCACUGCUACCAACUGUUAUUUUUUUAACUGAUGUACAGCCAUUUAUAAAUGGUACAUGCACUACACAGCCACACAAUAUUUGAAGAGGUGUCCUUCAUAAAGUUGUGCUUUAUGAUUUCUUGUUGGCAGAGUGUGGUACUGUACAUUUGAAUACUCCUUUGGGGGGGGUGGAAAGUUUAUGCAUCUAUCUACAAGCAUUAUGAAAAUAAAUAUGUCAGCAUUUUGCCACAUGUAGCCACAGUUGUAAUAUGUUUGGACCAGAAAGUGCCACAGGAUUGGUCCUUCUUGGAGAUAAUCUCAUAGCUGAAGUCAGCCACCCAAACCUGUCCCGUGCAUUGAGUCUUGAAAGGAUCCUUGAUGAAGUAAACCUGGAGAGAAUAUAUUACCUUUCUUCAAAAAAAGUUCUGCUGCGCUGAUGUCAAAGGUUGAGGUCUCUCUUUUUUUCUGCAUAGAAACCCACUUACAGCUUCUUGCAUCUGAACUGUGCACUCCUGCCUUACCCAAAAAGUACAUAAAGAUGCAAAUGUGGACAGAAAAUUGGGGAAGCAGUGUCUUGAGUAUAGAGAACAGAAGUGAGUUUCUACCAGUUUACUACUUUGCUUUAAAAAUCAUUUAACAGAAAGAAAUGUCCAGUUACCAGAUGGUGUAUGUAACUCCCCCCCAAGAGGAAAUCUGUUUCUUAGGAUAUGUGCCACCAGCUCACCCCAAGAUCAUAUUUGUACACUUUGCAAAAAAAGCUGUUAAAUGCAUGGGACCCCAUAUUUCCUGAAGUUGCACACAUCAGAAGCCAAUUGGAAAGCUUCUAGGAAGGAGAAAACAAGCUUCACAAAUAUUCCAAAGCUAAAACAAAUCUAGAAGGUACCACUUGGUAUGUAAGCCAAGAAUUGUUCAAACUCCUUCCCUCAAAAGACCAGCCAUUAGCAGCUCAGGUAGAUAGGACCUGUGAUUGACAGUAAUGUUACUUAGUAACAACAGAGGUAAUUAUUCCACUAAUAGCAAUUUUAUUUUAAUUAUAUGGAUUUAUCCACACUUUGUAGUAAAUUUUGUGACAUAAAAUGCAGAUAUCUAUUAAUUGCAUUGUCAUAAGAUUGUAAUUGCAUUGCAGUUACUUUGUAAUUUAUUAUUACAUUGUGACUGUGUUGCAGUUUUGUUUAGGAAAGAUUGUCAUUACAUUGUAACCACAUUGCAGAUGCCUUGCAGUAGGAAUGUAAUUACAUUGUAACUGCAUUGUAGUUGCUGUGUAAUAAGUACCUGUGAUUACACUGUAAUUGCAUUGUAGUUACACCAUUUGUUGAAAAUGAUCCAUGUUGGCGUUAAUAUGGAAUUGUGACCCAAAAUAAAGUGUUUCCCCUGGUAGUUAUUGAGCUGCCAGCACAAAAAUGUAUUUCUCUCAUUUUCUAGAGUUGAUUUUGACAGUUGUAAAUGAUGACUGUUGAAUUGUUGUAUUUUAAUUAUGUACAUGUACUGCUGAUGCACACCACUCUGUAUAUCAGAAACUUAAGCUUAGAAUGGUAUUCUGAGACAGAAUGGGGCCCUUCUGUACAUUUUGGUUGCUGUUACUGCUACUGAAUGUUUUUUGUUCAGCUCUUCCUAAGAAAUAACGUACAAAAUUUAACAGCUUGCCUUUGAUUAUUACCAAGGUAGGUCAUUCCUUCAUACUUGAAAGAUAUUUUUAUUUUAGCCUGUUCUUAACUUAAUCGGUCUUGCAGGCAUUUUACAGAUAUUUGGGCUGCUACCUGAUUUCAUUGAGCCCUCUUUUGUAAAUGGGACACUUCUGUGCUUUUGUCCCUUUUCUUUGAGUUGAUGCAGCCUCAGGUGGUUAAGUAGGGACAGAGGCCUCUAAAUGGGAGAUUUUGGGGACCUGUCACCUGCUUUAUCUAGAACAGUCUUUUUAAUAGUUUUGUUUUGCAAUUUAGUGGAUGUAUUCUGCCAGUGAAAUGGGAUUCUCUUAAUUUGUCCUUAUAAAUUCAGGGCACUGUCUUGCAGCAUGUUAAAACAUGUAGAAAUACUCUUAAGUAAAUUUCUAAACUUGUGAACUUUGAAAUUAUAACAUUACCAUUAGAAAUUAUAGACUGUUUAGAAGACUGCUAUUGUACAUACACCGUUCAUAUAUGAAUGAAUGACCACAUUAAUGAUACUUGAUUUUCAAAUUCAUGCAAAAUCAUGCACUUGUAAAAUUCUGACUUCAUUAAUAAAUUUUAAUAAAUUUA